AUGUGGCGGCUGCUGGCACAAAAGGCUCGCUUGGCUCUGCUCCAGGACCCCGUCGCUCACUCACUCUCUCAGUCACGCUGGAAGCCGCCCAAGGUUACUCCGUCAAUGGACGCAAUGAUUUCUAACUCCCUGUGUCCGCCCGCCGCCGCCACCCUCCCUCCUCCAUCCCUGUUUCCAUCCGUCCUGCUCCGCUUCCCGCCAGCUCCGCAGCUAACUUUCCAUUUGAAAGAGGCCUUCAGUUGA
Messenger RNA from Xyrichtys novacula (pearly razorfish), 243 nucleotides. The record is from the annotation of a GenBank genome assembly. NCBI's taxonomy places the organism in Eukaryota, Metazoa, Chordata, Actinopteri, Labriformes, Labridae.